AUCUUCGGAGGAGAGCAACUUUAGUCGGUGGAUGUCUGGCAGCGGACAUACGACGAUCGAAUAUUUAAAUUCGUUCGAAUAUUUUCCUUAUCUCUCCGAUACGACAGAAGUGAGGGUUUUUUUUUGGGGGGAAAAAGUUUUAGAAGAGUAAGGAGUUGAGAGUGAAGCAGAUUUUUUCAUUAUAACCGGACUGCAAAGCAUUGGAGCGUGAAUAUUGGAGUGCGAAGAACAAAGUUUCUACCGUAUCUGUUUUCUUUUCUGCGAUGUUUUUUGAAUCAGAUUUGGUGCACACUGUGAUCAAGAAAAACAUAGCUGAACAAUAAUAGAAUAUUAAUCGGAAAAUUAAGUGUCGGUGUGGAAAGUGUUGAUGAACAAUUGCGAAAAUUGAAUCGGAUAGCGAAAAGUUGCUUCAUCAUGGAUAAACUAUUCGUAUUGACGUUGGCUUUUGUCGUACUAACAGCAACCGCACAAGCUCUAUCAAAUGACAAUAUUGACAUCUCUGUGGACGUGGAUUCCGACUCGAAGGCGUACCAUCAGUUCAAGACGCGAGAAGGAUCCUUCAACUACGGGUACAACGUUGCCAAGCAGCACUUCAAUCAGUUCCAGCACAAAGUUCGCGGUCCGGAUGAUGUGACCUACGGGUGCUACGGAUUUGUCGAUCCCAAGAAUGGCACCCAUCUGUACCACUAUGUGUCGGAUCUGAAAGGCUACCGAGUGGUUCCGCCGAAUAAACCCACGAAAAUCUACCGGCAGCGCGUGGCGGAAAGUGUAAAGCAACUGCUUGAAGCUGUGGAGGAAAAUCUUCCCUGGGAACGGCUGUAUUUCCCAGAAGUCUGUCGGUAUCUGUAUCUCAGCCAUAAGCAAUCGAACAAGUUCGUCCUUCCUCCGGACCUCGUCAUCAACGACGACGGCACUGUAACAAAGGAGGCGGACAAGCCAUCGCAAGUCCCAUUAGAAGUGCCACCCCGCCCAGCUCCAGCCAAACCGGCAGAUGCAAAAAUUACACCCGAUGCCAGUCAACAGCGAGCAACGACGGCCAGUCGGCCAACACCCCCAAGGGCACCCGCUCAGUACAGCCCUCCUGCUGCUCCGGUCACAUUUGCCCCCACAGUUAGGCAAACGACGAGACCUACGACAACAACUCCUCGGCCAACCGUCGCCAGCAGGACUCCCGCUUUCGUAAACCCACAACCGCAGGGAGGUAGCGUUACUCCGGUGCGUGUUGCUCCGGCUCCAACCCCCAGACCGACGCCGGCCCCUGCUCCAGCGCCAACCCUGCCACCAAAGAGAAUUAGUAACGAUAUCACCGGACAACCGUCGAAGAUUGUCGCCAAACCGAUCGAAAGCCGGCCGGUUCCGAAGCCCAGCCUAGCAGUUCGAAGACCUAAUGAGCCGCAAGCCACGACCUACACGGAAACGGUUUUGCCCUCUGGAAAACCCCAAGAUUUGGAUGCCAUCCAUCAAGACGUUCGGGAGGUGAAAGCCACCCUAAAGAAGCUGCUGGAUCACAUCUUUACCCGCAAAGCCGACUGUGAUACUCCCCACGCGAGAGCUCCGGCCGGAGUUCAACCGGGAGCACCUGUCACACCGACUGGCCACAUCACCGCCUAUCUGCCGUUGGUUUUGGCAGACUUCCCCACCGAAGUAGCAGGGCCAGUAGCACACCAAGCCCCAGUGGCAACCGUUCCCAUAUCAACAGGGCACCCUAAUGGCGGCACUGUGAAGUUGGCCCUGCCAGCACUUCCCGCCUUUCAACCGCCGCAGUGUCCCGUGUGUCGAAGCAACAAGAAGUGAAUCUUCAGUGUAUUUAAUUUGUGUAAUAAAUUAAUUUUAAACGAGUA
Molecule: messenger RNA, 1841 nt
Organism: Aedes aegypti (yellow fever mosquito)
Lineage: Eukaryota; Metazoa; Arthropoda; Insecta; Diptera; Culicidae
Product: translation initiation factor IF-2
Exons: 5
Coding region: 415-1794 (459 amino acids)
Cellular component (GO): chitin-based extracellular matrix
Molecular function (GO): structural constituent of chitin-based larval cuticle
Source: RefSeq, a predicted model, not a curated record